AAAUCAGAUGGAAGAAUCAGACAUGGAGGAGGAAUUCCUUAUGGGACAUUUAUCAUCAAGUUCAUCUGACAGUACCAGUGAAGAGGAGGUUCUAGAUACUGAGUUAUUUAAUGAGUUUUAUUUAGAUAACAUUGAACACAGAGAAAAUGAAAGUGAAAAGCAAUCUGUAGAUAUACAGGGGGGAUAUCAAAAUUAUGUCAUCGCAGUGUUGAAAAUCUUGCUUGUGUGGCAAGUUGUGCACUAUGUUUCUGAUGCAGCAUUUUCAGUUUUGUUGUUUUUAUUAAGAUCUUUGUUUUACGUUUUUUCAUUUUCAUCUGAUUUAGCUAAAUCUUUUUACCAAAGUUUCCCAGUUACAAUGUACCAAUUACACAAAUAUAUUUCAUUUGAAAAAGACGAUUUUGAAAAAUAUGUCGUGUGUCCAAAAUGUCAUUGUUUGUAUGAAUUUCAAGAUUGUUGUCAUUUGGUUGAGGGCAUACAAACUUCAAAAUUGUGUUCAAAUGUUGUGAUGCCAAAUCAUGUAAUGAGUCAUUAUAGGAGACCAUGUGGUGAAUUAUUAUUGAAGUCAAUUAAUGUUGGAGGAAAAAAGAAAUUGAUUGCUAGAAAAACAUAUUGUUAUAAAAGUUUGAAAUUGUCUUUGCAAAGAUUAGUUAAUAGAAAAGAUUUUGAAGAAACUUGUGAACUUUGGCGUUUUAGAGAAGUGCCCCAUGAUGUUUUCAAUGAUGUUUAUGAUGGGGAGAUAUGGCAGAAAUUUAAUGGCUUAGAGUAUAAUUUUUUUACUUCUGAAAGAAAUUAUGGUGUAAUGAUGAAUGUUGAUUGGUUCCAACCAUUUAAGUACUCAAAUUAUUCAAUAGGUGCAAUUUAUCUAACCAUUUUGAAUUUGCCAAGAGAGGAGAGGUUUAAAAAGAAAAACAUGAUACUUGUAGGUUUAAUUCCAGAUAUGAAAUCAGAACCUCCAACAAAUUCUUUCAUAGAACCUCUUGUUGAAGAAUUACGGGAAGCAUGGCAUUGAUUUAGUUUGAAAAGUUAUAAGUCAAAAACACCUGUUAUUUUCAAACUUGUCUUAUUAUGUGUGGGAUGUGAUAUUCCUGCAAGUAGAAAACUCUGUGGUUUCUUGGGUCAUGGGGCAACAAGAGGUUGUAACAAGUGUAUGAAACAGUUUGAAGGGGGUAUAGGCGAGAAGAGUUACGCCGGUUUCAAUUUUUCAGAAUGGGAAAUGAGAGAUGCAAAGUCUCAUAGAGAUAUUGUACGCAAGAUUGUUAAGUCAAAGACUAAAGGUAAACGAGAAAACUUAGAAAAAUUUUAUGGUGUUAGAUAUUCUGUAUUAUUAGAGCUAGAUUACUUUGACCCCAUUAGAAUGACUAUUAUAGAUCCUAUGCACAACUUAUUUUUGGGAACAGCAAAACGUGUCUUGAACUUGUGGAUUGAUUAUAAAGUUUUGUCAGCUGAUGAUUUAAAACAAAUG
This is a messenger RNA of Magallana angulata, 1462 nucleotides long. RefSeq lists its product as uncharacterized. The transcript has a single exon. The record is from RefSeq and is a predicted model, not a curated record. The coding region runs from base 8 to 1009 and encodes 333 amino acids. Lineage: Eukaryota; Metazoa; Mollusca; Bivalvia; Ostreida; Ostreidae.